CGUAAUUUGUCCUGAAGCAGUGUCUGUACUCUUGAGUAAUGGCCGUGUUUCAUCCAUCCAAUCCAGUAUGAUCCAUCCAUAUGUGGACCUGUCCAUCUCUUUCCAACAGUAUGCCGGUGCUGUGCUGGUCCCAGUCGCUUAGGUUCCUAUAUUGAUGUCUACUUCACAUAUUCUCAAUGACCAAAUGGACAGACGUGGAAGUAUUCGAUAUGGAUCUUGCUGCUACGAAAGUUAUUCUGCAACUUGUAGGACUAGAGGUAACAGUGAAUUUGCUAGAAACUUAAUGCCGACUUCCACCUUGGCUAGUUGCAUCUUUCCUGUAUGUACUCAUCUUUCAUCAAUUGGUGCAUCUCUCCUAGUAGCUGGUUGGAACAUAUAACCCUGCCUUUUUGCUGAAGUUGAGGGAGACUUGGGGCUUUGUUCUUAGCCUUCCUUCUAGCAUUGCAGACCAUGAGAGCCAAUAGAGGAAGAUAUUCAGAGGUAAUUUGCAGCAAGCAGCAGCUUCGGUAUCUGUUUCUAUGAAUUGUAUUCGAUUACUUUUUGCCCUUUACUAUUCUUGAUAACGUCGAGUCAUCUGACCUGGUGUAAAUUAUAGUCAUUUUGGCCUUCAAUUGUGAUGAAAAAAUGGCUAAACAUCAGGCCAAAGUUAAAUGAUUUCAGUGAAGACGAGUUUGAUACAGGGAGCGAUGAUAAUGGUAUGGCAAACUGCAUGAGUAUUCUAUAGAAUUUUCUUUGCUUGCAUCUUAGCAGCCAGGAACGCGAUCCAGGUUCCUUGAUCCCAUCGAUCCGGGAACUUGGUAACCAUGGCUUGCAUUCUCGGUACCUUUCAUUUGUAAUUAGAAUUUACAUAUCUUUUCUCAGAUUCUGGAUACCAUCAUUUGGAAUUACAAUUUUCAUAUCUUUUCACAGAUGGUAGUGACUUUGGAGACGAUAGCUUCUUUGAGAUACAUGGCAAUAAAUACUUGAUAAGCAAAUCACCAGUUGUCCACUCUUUUGCUAGGAGAAAAAGCAAUUCCUCCUGUGCAAAGGCUUCAGAGAAGAAAAUCAGAGAGUUUACGUGUUAACUACAUCAGUAACAAAGAUGUGAGGGUGAUGACAGGAACAUGGAAUGUUGCUGGAAGAGCGCCUGGUGAUGACCUUGAUAUUGAUCAGUGGCUUUGUACCCAAGAGCCAGCAGACUUGUAUGUUUUAGGUUUCCAGGAAGUGGUCCCAUUAAGCGCUGGUAAUGUCUUGGGAGCAGAGGACGAUAGACCAAUAAGGAAAUGGGAGGCUCUUAUUCGCCAAACACUUAACAGGUCUCAGCAACCCAAGACAAUCUACAAAAGCUACAGUGCUCCAGUGUCACCAUUACUAAGCCCUGUUGCUUCAGGCGAUGGACAUGAAUAUAUGAAAUCCAAACUUGAAGAUGAAGUGAUAGGAAGUUUAACUCACUUUAGAGAUUGGCAAACUAGUACAACUGAGCUUCGUUGCAACUGGUUGGAUGGCACCAGCCCAUUGGACUGGCCAGAAUAUCCUCUCGACACUCCAUCAAAGGUUUUGGUAUCAGGUACAGGGAUGAGGCGAGUCACAAGCUGGGGGCUAUUUAGCACCAACUUUGUGGAACACCCUCAAGGUCUUGAGCUAAAGGAUGUAGAUUUGCAAGCUGGGAUCAGAAGGCAGUAUCAUAGCUCGGGAAAUCUUAGCAUGUUAUGGUCUGAACAGCAGGAGAAGCUUGAUGUUUUAAAUUCUCUUGAUCGCAUAUCUGAUUUGAUGUCAGAAGAAGACUCACCUUCUGUUAGCACUGUCGAGGAAUGUGCUACUCCAGGGAAAAGAGGAUCUUCAAAGCACGGUGCAAACUAUGUGCGCAUCGUUAGUAAACAAAUGGUUGGUAUUUAUGUUUCUGUAUGGGUGUCUCGAAAACUGAGGAGACAUGUUAACAACUUGGAGGUAUCACCAGUUGGGGUUGGACUCCUGGGCUACAUGGGGAACAAGGGAUCCAUUUCCAUCAGCAUGUCUCUUUUCCAGACUCGAUUGUGCUUUGUCUGCUCCCAUCUUGCAUCUGGUCAUAAGUCAGGGGAUCAACAGAAAAGGAAUGCUGAUGUGUAUGAGAUUUUACAAAGAACAAGGUUUUCUUCCUUGUGUGCUGCUGGUCAUCCACAAAAGAUUCCUUCACAUGAUCGAAUUUUCUGGUUUGGGGAUCUUAACUAUCGCAUUGACCUGCCGGAUGCUGAAGUACGACAUCUGGUGGCUAUGAGGAGAUGGGAUGAUCUUUUGAAGUCUGAUCAGCUUACAAAGGAGCUAACAAGUGGGAGUACAUUUGUUGGUUGGAAGGAAGGCUCGAUUAACUUUCCACCAACCUACAAGUAUGAAAGAAAUUCAAGCAGAUAUGUUGGCGAGAUUCAUAAUGAAGCAGAGAAAAAAAGAUCUCCAGCGUGGUGUGAUCGCAUACUGUGGCUGGGGAAGGGUACCAAGCAACUCUCAUAUUGGAGCUCUGGUUUGUGCCUCUCAGAUCAUCGGCCAGUGAGCGCCAUCUUCUUGGUUGAAGUUGAGGUGUUCAAUCAGCAAAAACUCGAAAGGGUUUUGAACUUCAAUCCUGGUAUCGAUUCAAAAGGGGGGAAUAUAACAUGAUGGCAGAUCCCUGAACAUUUUUCAGUCAGUGGCGUUGAGCUGAGCAUUGAAACUCUGCAGCGGUUCUGUUGGAUUUAGUCUUGUCAUGUGUACUAGUUUUUAGGGAACACACAGAUGUUGUAAGGAUUUUGAUGUAUGUUCGGAGAAUGACUAGCAUGUAACUGAAGUAUUGCCAUUAGAUUGCACAUGGAAAUGCCUCAGAUUGUGAAAUGAAUUUAAGUAAAAAAUCCUUUUGUCCUAUGUA
Messenger RNA from Panicum hallii, 2851 nucleotides. RefSeq names its product type I inositol polyphosphate 5-phosphatase 2. NCBI's taxonomy places the organism in Eukaryota, Viridiplantae, Streptophyta, Magnoliopsida, Poales, Poaceae. The transcript has 9 exons. The record is from RefSeq and is a predicted model, not a curated record. The coding region runs from base 1093 to 2607 and encodes 504 amino acids. Gene Ontology annotation, molecular function: phosphatidylinositol-3,4,5-trisphosphate 5-phosphatase activity; phosphatidylinositol-4,5-bisphosphate 5-phosphatase activity; inositol-polyphosphate 5-phosphatase activity. Gene Ontology annotation, biological process: phosphatidylinositol dephosphorylation.